Molecule: messenger RNA, 1362 nt
Organism: Penicillium arizonense
Lineage: Eukaryota; Fungi; Ascomycota; Eurotiomycetes; Eurotiales; Aspergillaceae
Exons: 2
Coding region: 1-1362 (453 amino acids)
Cellular component (GO): nucleus
Source: RefSeq, a predicted model, not a curated record
AUGUCGGCACCGGAUGCAGACUCUCGCAAGCGAGUGGAAUUUCCGCCACCCGUUCGCUCCUAUGUGCAACGGUGUUUCGCCCCCGAGAAUCAAAUUGCCAGUGUGACCAUUCCUGAAAUGCAGGAGAAAUUGAAGAUUGUGAUCACCGAGGCAGCCGAGAACGGGAAGCUCGAAAAGAUCGAUUGGGAGCGGCUCCCCUUACCACAGGUCAUGGUACAGAAUGAACGCAAUAAGAUUCUGGCAAACCCUGCUUCCUCGAACUGGGCGUCUCUACCAUCUUCUCCCGGAGAUGCCGCACGCAAGAGGAAGUCGACAGACCCACACCAGCUACAGAAUGGAUCUCCGCCAUGGAGAAAAGCUAACAACCGUUUUGAAGACCGCGUUACUCACCCUACUACAGACAAAAAACAGAAAAUGACACUGGACCAGUCUAGUAAGUCCAAAGCUAAUUUGGAAAUGCGGAGGAGGCGUUUUGAGGGACUGAACAUCAACGGAAACUCACCUUCCUCCCCCACCGAAUCACCGGGAACCAGAUCCGACGCCGACCAAGGACCCGUUGUCGGACGAUGCCAAACCCUGGAGAAGAACUACUUCAGAUUGACUUCUGCUCCCAACCCAGACACUGUUCGUCCCCUAUCAGUGCUGAAGAGUGCCCUGGAUCUCUUGAAGAAAAAAUGGAAGCACGAUGGCAACUACGGUUACAUCUGCGAUCAGUUCAAGUCCCUACGCCAGGAUCUAACGGUCCAACACAUUCGCAAUGAGUUCACCGUCUCUGUCUACGAAAUCCAUGCGCGCAUCGCCUUGGAGAAAGGGGAUCUUGGUGAGUACAACCAGUGCCAAACCCAGCUACGAGUGCUGUAUGCACAGCAGCUGGGAGGACACCCGACAGAGUUCAAGGCGUAUCGUAUCCUCUAUUUCAUUUACACCCGGAACUGGACGGCCAUGAACGAUGCACUAGCCGAUGUCACAGCAGAAGAUAAGAAAGACCUGGCUGUCAAGCAUGCUCUAGAUGUCCGUUCUGCCCUUGCGCUCGGGAACUAUCAUCGCUUCUUCCAGCUUUAUCUUGACACGCCGAAUAUGGGAGCCUACCUCAUGGACAUGUUUGUCGACCGUGAGCGGCUGAGUGCUCUAUGUGCCAUUUGUAGAGCGUACAAACCCGAUGUGAACAUUCGGUUUAUCACCGAAGAACUUGGAUUUGAAUCCGAUGAGCAGACCGCCCAUUUCGUUCUCAACAAUGCCUCUGCGGAGCUAUUGGAAGAGAAGAACGGCGAAGUGCGGCUGUUGACAGGCAAAGCAGGCUUGCUGUUCGAAACGGCCAAGGCAGAUGCGUAUCGCGUCGUCGAUAUCAAGGGUCAGAUCUAA